UCUUAAAUCUUGUUUAUUAAGAAAAGAAAGAAAAAAAAAUGUCCAUUUUUAGUCAGACUCAAGUCCCCACACUAGUUGGUUACAUUUGUGGCAGGCAGGUAGGCUGAAUUUUGUGAAGAAGAAGAGUUACGUUUUUGAUAGAUUAAACGGAAAUGAGUGGAGGCGGAGAAGGAGACACAUUGGAAUUUACCCCUACUUGGGUGGUCGCCGCCGUCUGCACCGUCAUCGUUGCCAUUUCUCUAGCCGCUGAGCGACUCAUCCAUUAUACUGGAAAGUAUCUGAAGAAGAAGAAUCAGAAGCCUUUAUAUGAAGCGCUACAGAAAGUUAAAGAAGAGUUGAUGCUUUUGGGGUUUAUAUCCCUUUUACUGACGGUGCUUCAAAGUAGCAUAGUCAAGAUUUGUGUGCCUAAAGAUGUGGUCAUGCACUUACUACCAUGUUCAUUAUCGGAUGCCCCUUCUCAUGAAUCACAACAUCAUCGGCGGCUGUUAGUUGAAGAAGAAGAAGCUGCUGCUGCUGGCUAUUGCACUGCAAAACAUAAGGUCCCAUUACUCUCUCUUGAAGCGUUGCAUCACCUUCACAUUUUCAUCUUUGUCCUUGCAAUUGUUCAUGUGACUUUCUCUCUUCUGACAGUUGUAUUUGGAGGAGCCAAGAUACGUCAAUGGAAGCACUGGGAGGACAGUAUUGCAAAAGCUAAUUAUGAGACUGCACAUGUUUUAAAACCACGGGUUACACAUGUCCAGCAACACGAUUUCAUCAGGGACCGAUUUGUGGGUAUGGGCAAACGCUCAGCCAUUUUUGGUUGGAUGCACUCUUUCUUUAAGCAGUUUUAUGGUUCUGUCAGCAAGUCAGAUUAUGCUGCUCUGCGUUUGGGGUUCAUUAUGACACAUUGCAAGCAAAACCCAAAAUUUAAUUUUCACAAGUACAUGAUUCGUGCUCUGGAAGAUGAUUUUAAGACUGUCGUCGGUAUCAGUUGGUAUCUCUGGGUAUUUGUUGUCAUCUUCUUGUUUCUGAAUGUUAAUGGUUGGCAUACAUACUUCUGGAUUGCAUUCAUUCCUUUUGUUCUUCUGAUUGCGGUUGGCACAAAGUUGGAGCAUGUAAUUAUUCAGUUAGCUCAUGAGGUAGCAGAGAAACAUGUCGCGAUAGAAGGUGAAUUGGUGGUCCAACCUUCUGAUGAUCACUUCUGGUUCAAGCGCCCUCAAAUUGUCCUCAUCUUGAUACACUUUAUCCUCUUCCAAAAUGCUUUUGAGAUAGCAUUCUUUUUCUGGAUAUUGGUGCAAUAUGGCUUUAAUUCCUGCAUAAUGGGACAAGUUGGUUUCAUUGUUCCACGACUUGUUAUAGGGGUAAUAAUUCAAGUGUUAUGCAGCUAUAGCACGUUGCCACUUUAUGCUCUUGUUACACAGAUGGGUACCCAUUUCAAGAAGUCAAUAUUUGAUGAGCACAUUCAAGUUGGUCUUCUUGGUUGGGCUUCGAAAGCGAAAAUGAAGAGGGGACUCAAGGCUGCUACAGAUGCUGGAACUUCAAUUGAGGGUUCUACAGUAAGAUUACAGAUGUCAGGAAUCAACCAAAAGGAAACAACCCCUACCUAAUGGAUCUUAAUUUGGAACACAAUUAUAAUCAACUAGUCCUGUCCUAAUUAAAAUCUUAUUAAAUUUAUAAAAUAUUUUUUUCAAGUAUUCGAAUAGGGAUAUUCAAUGUAAGACCUACCAACUUCUCUUCGUAUUUUAGCAAACAUCUGCUAUGCAUUUACUAUACAUAAUAUAUUUUUACUUCUUUGCUAUACAAAAUCAUACUUCAAAAGAA
Molecule: messenger RNA, 1800 nt
Organism: Solanum tuberosum (potato)
Lineage: Eukaryota; Viridiplantae; Streptophyta; Magnoliopsida; Solanales; Solanaceae
Product: MLO-like protein 1
Exons: 14
Coding region: 153-1586 (477 amino acids)
Biological process (GO): defense response
Cellular component (GO): membrane
Source: RefSeq, a predicted model, not a curated record